Messenger RNA from Hyposmocoma kahamanoa, 3841 nucleotides. It is a transcript of the gene Sec31, whose product is annotated as protein transport protein Sec31A. Gene Ontology annotation, biological process: intracellular protein transport; endoplasmic reticulum to Golgi vesicle-mediated transport; COPII-coated vesicle cargo loading. The record is from RefSeq and is a predicted model, not a curated record. Bases 56 to 3655 code for a protein of 1199 amino acids. NCBI's taxonomy places the organism in Eukaryota, Metazoa, Arthropoda, Insecta, Lepidoptera, Cosmopterigidae. Gene Ontology annotation, molecular function: protein binding; structural molecule activity. The transcript has 27 exons. Gene Ontology annotation, cellular component: endoplasmic reticulum exit site; COPII vesicle coat.
UCAGCCACGUUGGAACUGCCAGCUCGGUGUUUUUAUGUGAAAUUAUCACGUGAAGAUGAGGGUGAAGGAAUUGAAGCGGACGGUGAAUGUGGCGUGGUCGCCAGCAGAGCAGUAUCCUGUGUAUUUGGCGGCCGGUUCCGCCGCACAGCAGAUCGACGCUUCUUUUAACUCAAGUUCGCAUCUAGAGCUCUAUUCUCUGAAUUUAGAAGACCCUGGAUAUGAUUUAGAACUCAAAGCUAGCCUACAGACACAGCACAAAUUUCAGAAAAUUGUAUGGUCACCGGCUGGCAUAUUGGUUGGAGGCUGUGAUGGCGGUCUCAUUCAGUUCUAUGGUGUUGACAAAUUGCUCAAUAACACUGGAGAUGCCUUGCUGGGAGGAAUUACUAAACACAGCGGUCACGUAUCAGCUUUAGACGUGAACCCUUACCAGAAAAACCUGAUCGCUUCCGGCGCAUCCGACAGCGAGAUCUUCAUCUGGGAUCUGCACAAAACCUCACAGCCUAUGGCACCUGGCACCAGGAACCAGCCAUAUGAUCAUGUACAGGGACUCGCGUGGAAUCAGCAGGUGCAACACAUUCUUGGGUCCACAUUUGCGACGCGAUGUGUUGUCUGGGAUUUGAGGAAAAACGAACCUAUUAUGAAAUUAAGCGACUCGCAGUCGCGCACGCGCUGGCGGGCGCUGGCGUGGCACCCGGCCGUGGCCACGCAGCUGUGCGUCGCCUCGGAGGACGACCAGGUGCCCGUGCUGCAGCUCUGGGACUUGAGACUGGCCGCGUCUCCCCUAGUAACCCUCGAAGGGCACCAGAAAGGCGCGCUGGCGCUGUCUUGGUGCAAACAGGACCCGGACCUGCUGCUGUCCGCCGGCAAGGACGGCCGCGUGCUCUGCUGGAACCCGAACAACACCAAACCGGGCGGCGAGCUGCUGGCGGAGCUGAGCCAGCAGCAGCAGUGGGUGUUCGACGUGGCGUGGUGCCCGCGCAACCCCGCCCUGCUGGCCACGUCGUCCUUCGACCAGCUGGUGUCGGUGUACUCGCUCUUCGGCGGAUCGAAGCCAGAGACGAGCACGCACAGCCAGAGCAACAUCAUGGACUCGUUCGGCGGCCUGGACUCGUUCAGCGCGCUGCCGGCCGUGGCGCGCGCGCCGCCCGCCGCCGCCGCGCCUGCGCAGCAGCUGCCGCGCGCGCCGCGCUGGCUGCCCGGCCGCCGCUCCGCGCGCUUCGCUUUCGGCGGCAAGCUGGUCACCUUCGAAAAGUGCAGCCCGGAGCCCGGCGCGAGGAGGCUCGUCUACAUCAGUCAGGUAGUGAGCGAACCGGAGAUUAUAGAAAAAGCGACGGAGUUGGACGCAGUCCUGAGUUCAAGUCUCAGUCAAGACCCCAGCGCGACAGAACGACUAGCCGAAUACUGCCGCCAGAAAGGCGACGCGUCGUCAGAUCAAAACGAGCGCUACAUGUGGUUUUUCUUGCGCGCUAACUUCAUGCCGACCUUCCGUAGCGAAGUCCUCAAUCUGUUAGGUUUCAAACAAGACGAGAUCCCGUCGCGUUUCAGAGGUCCGACAGCCGUCGGCGACGCGACUGCUGCGCACUCUGAAUCCGCUGGACUCAGCAGGGGCGAGUCCACCGAGACAGAAGCGGAGCUCUCCACUGACACAAGCACUGACCUAUCGGACGCACAUACCUUAAUCGAGAGAAAAUUAGCCAAUCUAGACUUGAGUCCCUCGGUUUCUAAUGUCGUCAUUCCAAACGGUGAAGAUACAACAAGCUUAAUAUGCCGUGCGUUAGUAUGCGGUAACUUAGAAGAGGCCGUGGAACUCUGUUUGGACGCUAAGCGAAUUGCUGAUGCACUUAUUAUUGCUUCGUUAGGCAGCCAGGAGCUGCUGUACAAGGUGCAGCGGUUCCACCUGAACGCGACGGCUUCCGACGCCGUGAGCCUGGUGGCCGGCAGCCUGCUGCAGUCGCGCUGGGACGCGCUGGUGGCCGCCGUGGCGCCGCGCAGCUGGCGGGACGCGCUGGCCGCGCUCAUCACGCACUGCGACCACGAGGCCGCGGCGCACUACAUCGAAAUGCUGGGCGACCGGCUGGCCGCGGAGGGCGACCCCGCGCUGGGCGAGGCGGCCACCGUGUGCUACCUGUGCGCCAUGAGCCCCGAGGCGCUGCUGGCGCGCUGGCGGGCGCGGCGCGACGACGCGGCCGAGCUGGCGCGUCGGGCCGAGCUGGCGCUGCUGGCGCGCCGCGCCGCCGCCGCCAGGGGACGCCACUUGCAGUCCCUGAGCGGCGUCGAGGCCGUGCUGAACGCGUACGCGUCUCGCCUGGCCGCGCAGGGCUGCCUGCAGAGCGCGCUCAACACCCUGGAGGGCUCACCGCCCUCCGACCUGCGGGACCGGCUGCAGCACGCGCUGGGGCUGGUGCAGCAGCAGCGCCGGACCAGUCACCCGGCGCCGCAGUUCGGGGGCCGCUCGCGGACCGUCAGUGCACACUCGCAGAAGCGCGGCCACGGACUCGCGCACGGGGACGCUUCCGCCUACGGCGCGGUGGCCCCGGCGUACGAGCCCCUGCCGGCGUGGCAGCAGGCGUCGGUGGCGGCGCCGCCCCCCGCGCCCUUCCUGCCGCCGCCCCCCGCCUCGCACACGCCGCCGCCGCGCCCCGGCAGCGUGGGCCCCGCCAGCGGUGGCAUAACGAGCAGGUCGAAAUACAAAGUAGACCCGUCGGUGCAAUCGGCGCCUCUCUACAACCAAUACAACUUCGGCAACCAGCAACCGUUGCCCUACGGCUUAGCGGGAGGGUACAACAGCCCCUUGCCUGACCAGUAUAGCUCAGCCAGCGUACCCAACAGUGGAUUUGCGCCCAUCAAUCCGCUUAACUCUGCGUCUAUGAACCCGCUGAACCCUGUUAACCCAGCACCUAUUAACCAGCAGACUAUGAACGGGGGGUACUACACCCCCGCGGCUCCGAUAGAAGCCCCCGCACCCCCACCGGCCGCCAAGGCCGCGGCCCCCGGCUGGAACGACCCGCCCGUGCCGAACGCCAAGCCCAAGCCUAAACCAGAAGUGCAAGCUCAAGCGCCAAUCACGCAUCCGUUAUUCGGCAUGGAGCCACCGCAGCAUGUCCCGCUGAACUCCGCAGCGUCCUAUCAACAGCAAUAUCCGGGACAGCAAUAUCCAGGUCAACAACAAUAUCCGGGACAACAACAAUAUCCGGGACAACAGUAUUCGGAACAACAACAGCAGUAUCAACAUUAUCCGCAGACUAUGACACAGGGAUACCCACAGCAGCCCGACAGCCCGCCGCCGGCGGAGCCCUUGCCGGUGCAGAAGGCGCCCAUCCCCGAGCCCCACGUCGCGCUGCAGACCACGCUGGACGCGCUGCGCGCCGACUGCUCCGCCAGGGCCACGAACCCGCAAAUGAAGAGAAAACUAGAAGAUGUGCAAAAGAGAUUAGAAAAUUUGUACGAUAUGCUACGUGAAUAUAGGCUGUCGGAGACGGCGCUGUCGACGCUGCACACGUGCGUGCAGCACUCGCGCGCCGGGGACUACGACAGCGCUCUGGCGGUCGCCACGUCCCUGGCCACGGGCGCGGACUUCGCCGCCGCGGCGUCCUUCCUGCCCGGCCUCAAGGUGCUGCUUCAGCUGGCGACACAGCUGCAAGUCUACUUAAGAUAAGAAACGAAGAAAAGAGAGUUGGUAAUGGAAUUUGUUUGCUGAAAUAUUAUAAUUUCUACUCAAAUUUUGUAAAGAAAUACGAUCGCUAUUUUAAUAAAUUAAAAGGUAAACUUUCUUUAUUAUCCUGAUAUAUUGAAAUUAUUGCAGUCCUCUUUUACCCCUAAAUUAUUAUAACUAAUAAAAUCA